UCGUCGGAGCGGAGCGUUGUUAAGGGACAAGCAGCAGAACCAGCCUAGGGUGUAUUUUUUUUUAAAAUUUCCUUCACAGUUUAGCAUUAUCAGGAAAACAUAAUGGCGGAUAAAAUGGAUAUGUCUCUAGACGACAUUAUCAAGCAGAACAGGCAGCAGAGAGGUGGAGGACGGGGCGGAAGAGGCCGAGGCCGCGGAGUCUCCGGCGGUGGACGAGGAGGCCCCGGGCGGCUUGCAGUCAGCGGCGGCGGAUUCGGAGGCCGAGGCGGCGGAUCCGGGCUCAUGAGAGGCCGGCAGAGCCUGAGCCGCGCUAGAGGCAGACCAACGCCUUACAGCAGGCCCAAACAGCUUCCAGAAAAGUGGCAGCAUGACAUGUAUGACAACGGCUUUAGCGGCUUCAGUGGCCCUGCUGGAGGAGCCGGUGUGGAGACUGGAGGGAAGCUCCUUGUCUCUAAUCUGGAUUUCGGGGUCUCGGAUGCUGACAUUCAGGAACUUUUUGCUGAAUUUGGGACUCUAAAAAAAGCUGCAGUUCAUUACGACAGAUCAGGAAGAAGCCUGGGGACAGCAGAUGUCCACUUUGAAAGGAGGACAGAUGCCCACAAGGCCAUGAAACAGUACAAUGGCAUCCCUCUUGAUGGGCGGCCUAUGAACAUACAGCUCGUCACAUCACAGAUUGAUACACAGAGGCGGCCUAUGCAGGGUCUGAACAGGGGGGCUGGAGGAGGCAUGAACAGAGGCCGUGGGGGGGGCUUCAGAGGCAUGCCGAGAGGCCGCGCAGGACGUGGGGCAGGCGGUACUGGAGGAAGAGGUCGGGGUGGUCGUGGCGGGAGUAGCAAACAGCUAUCGGCAGAAGAACUUGACGCACAGUUAGACGCCUACAAUGCCAGUAUGGACACCAGCUAAGAAUUGACCAUCUGGUUUUGUUAUCCCUUCCUGUCUGCACAGAAGGGUAGUUGUUACUAAUGUGCAGCAUAUUUUACACAUGGUUGUCUUCUGAUGUGAUUGAAAUUAUUGUUCCAACCUCUUCUUUUAAACGCCCGAAGUGUUUUUUACCAGUAUUUUUGUUUUCCCCUUUUUUUCUUGACAAAAUGGUUUUGGCUGUAGGUUCAUGUGAAUUGGGGUUAUCCUCGUUCUUUCUUCUACCAUGUAGUUAAUGACACUUGUAAUAAAACCUACAGUGCAUAUUAACCAAAUAAUGUCUCUGUUUCUAUGUCCACAUCUUUGUUAAUUUUUCUUAAGGCAAAGUCUUGUGCUAAGCUUAAAGAAUUUUUUUUCAGUUGAUGUGUGAUUGCAUGAAAUCCAGCUUUCCAUUUGAUCUUAAGCAAUACCUCAAUUUGAAGUACAUGAUACAGUUGCCUACAUGUUGUGUUGUGAUCCUUUUGGAAUAAACAUUUGUGUUUUUGCAACAUA
Molecule: messenger RNA, 1410 nt
Organism: Pseudoliparis swirei
Lineage: Eukaryota; Metazoa; Chordata; Actinopteri; Perciformes; Liparidae
Gene: alyref
Product: Aly/REF export factor
Exons: 6
Coding region: 103-903 (266 amino acids)
Biological process (GO): mRNA export from nucleus
Cellular component (GO): nucleus
Molecular function (GO): mRNA binding
Source: RefSeq, a predicted model, not a curated record